This is a messenger RNA of Daktulosphaira vitifoliae (grape phylloxera), 1526 nucleotides long. Its product is annotated as E3 ubiquitin-protein ligase TRAIP-like. The record is from RefSeq and is a predicted model, not a curated record. The transcript is spliced from 9 exons. Lineage: Eukaryota; Metazoa; Arthropoda; Insecta; Hemiptera; Phylloxeridae. The coding region runs from base 186 to 1505 and encodes 439 amino acids.
AUAAAAAUGUUGAUAAUUUUAUGUUUUAUUUUUAUCAGAUAGAAUUAUUUCAAAACCUAUUAUAAAAUAAUAUUUAAUAACUUUUAGGCAAGUUGUAUCACUGAAUAAAUUAAUUGGUUGUACCUUGUGUAUGUAAUAUCAAUUGAAUGUAAAAAGAAAUUUUAAAAACUUGUUGUAUAAUUAUAAUGUUAGCAUCAUGUUCCAUUUGUGGAGAUGUUUUCACUGGGAUACAUCCAGAAUCAGUCCAUUCAACUCCAUGUGGUCACGUAUUUCAUCACGAAUGUCUAAUGCAAUGGCUUCAAAGGUCUCAAACAUGUCCACAUUGUCGUUCGAGAGUUUUAGAAAAACAAGUAAUAAAAUUGUAUUUUCAUAAUAAUUCUAAUUUAAGUGUCAAAGAAGACAUAUCAUCAUUAACACAUCAAGUACAGUCGUUAACAUUUUCAUUAACUGUCAAAGAGCAAGAAUUAAAAAAUUUUAAACAAGAAAGUAAAAAAGAAAAAGAACAAUUAGCAACUUUAAAAAAGCAUGUAAAAGAUGUUGAGGAUAAAGUUAGAAAUCAUCAAACAGUUGUGUCUAACUUACAAGAAAGUAUUCGUUUUCUAAAAGCUGAAUGUAAAAAAUCUACUUGUUACAAAUUGGAAGCUGAGGAUUUAAGAAAAGAAUUAGAAAAAUUUCAAUCCAUUAAUAGUGUUUUAUAUGGGACACCUGCUGAUUCCCAGGAAGCUGUUCAUUUAUUGAAACAAAAGACUGAUAUUCAAACAUUGUGUUUACUUAUUACUACAUUUAAAAGAGAUAUUCAAACUUUGAAAGAGAGUAAUAGAGAUUUAGAAAACAAAUUACUACAAAGACAAACAAAAUAUAUGGAUUUGAAAAAACAAUUUUACGAAAUAAACUCGAAAGACUCAAUGAAUGCUAGAGUUAUGGAUAAAUUAAAAUCUGAGAUUUCUGAUCUGGAAACUGAAAUAUCCAGGUUACAAAAAAAAUGUUCCCAUUUAGAAUCUAUGGCUCAAAGUAGUGAUACACCAAAGCGAGCAGAAUUACGAAGAAGAUUUAUACAUGAAAGUCCAACACCUGAAUUUCCAGUCACACCAGUUGCUGAAGAACCUGCAGAAGGUAUAGUUUUUUCUCCUCAAAAUAUUGCAUCUAGUUUAUUUCAAACCAAAGGACAAUUAAAAUCUAUGAAUUCAUGUAAUCACACAGAGGAGUUACCACAAAAUAUAAAUACAUUUAUGCCCUUAAGUCCUCGAAGACCAAUAGGAUUUAUGAGACCUCCUCUUACUACAAAGUCAAUAAGUGCAAAUUAUGUUUCUAAAACAUUAAAACUGUCAAGUAGCUCUGAUGAAGAAAUAUAUGAUGGUCUGGGUGGUCGAUCAAAACCUGAUACUUUUCCCAGUCGCCAAAGGCCUGCAUUAAAAAAACGCAAAUUACUUUCAAAUUAUAAAAAAAAAAAACUCCCAAGUGGAAAUACUACCUUAGAUAAUUUUUUAUCAAAUGAAAUUCCAUGAAUUUAAAUUAUUUCAUUGUAA